Molecule: messenger RNA, 1008 nt
Organism: Echinops telfairi (small Madagascar hedgehog)
Lineage: Eukaryota; Metazoa; Chordata; Mammalia; Afrosoricida; Tenrecidae
Biological process (GO): mitochondrial respiratory chain complex assembly
Cellular component (GO): membrane; mitochondrial inner membrane peptidase complex
Molecular function (GO): serine-type endopeptidase activity
Source: RefSeq, a predicted model, not a curated record
AUGCCUGAAACCCCUUGCAAGAAAGGGAAAUGGUCCAGCACUGUGACCUCUCCCCCACUGCCCCUCUGCUCCGACAGUGACAGCUUCGAGUCUAAGGAAUUCCUGAGGACAUCGCAGUGGCCCAGAGGCUCCAAGUCCCUUUCGGCCUCCCUCUCUGGACUGGGCGUCUCUCACAGACAGGAACCAGGGCUCUGGAACAAGCCUCCGACCCCCAAAACCAGCCCACAGGCAGCCCGGCAAAGCCCCCAGACUCUGAAGCAGAGCCGGCUUGACCACCUCCCUAGAGGUCUUGGGCCUGGGAACCAAGACCAGGCAGCACUGGGAGCUGAGCUUCCUGCAGACCAGGGACGACCACGAGCCGGGAGACAGGCCACGGCACAGCCCCGGGGCAGGGUGAGAAGACACUUCAGGGCCUUUUGCAAAGGCUUCCUUGUGGCUGUGGCCGUGGUAGUGACUUUCUGCGUGGCAAGAGUGAAAGGGGCCUCGGUGCAGCCCUCGCUGAAUCCAGGCGGGAGCCAGUCAUCUGAGGUGGCGCUGCUGAACCCCUGGAAAGUGAGGAACCUGGAAGUGCAGCGUGGUGACGUCUUGUCACUGGUGUCCCCAAGAAACCCAGGACAGAAGAUCAAGAGAGUGAUUGCACUUGAAGGGGACGUCGUCAGAACCAUCGGUGCUAACCGCCGCUAUGUCCAGAUCCCCCCGGGUCACACGUGGAUCGAAGGCGAUCACCACGGGCACAGUUUUGACAGUCAUUCUUUCGGGCCGGUCUCCCUGGGGCUCCUCCACGCCCACGCCACCCACAUCCUGUGGCCUCCACAGCGCUGGCAGAGACUGGAGUCAGUUCUGCGCCUACUGGUCCAGAGCGCAGAGGAGUGGCGGCAUGGAUGUCCCCCAGUGCUGGCCUUGGAAGCCGACAGCACCCAGUGCAGGAAGGGGGAUAGAGCACCCAAAGAGAACACUCAACCAGAUGCUGCUCUGUGCGAAACACGUUGCAUAGAGACGUCUGUGUAA